AUGGCCACAGUAUCAUUGAAUAUAACUUAUUUAACGACUUCAAAAAAAUUUACUGCAAGCAAAUCACAAACUAUUUCACAAUUGGUUUCACAAUGUUUAACUGGUUUUAAAAUUGACUCAACUACAUACACUGGAGAUUUAUAUCACAAUGAUAAAAUUUUAGAUAGUUCAACUCCAAUUAGAUUAACCAAUCUUAUCAAUAACUCCAAAUUGACUUUAAAAUUGAAAAAAAUUGACAUAAACAAAGAAAUUAAUGUUAAAUUCACAAGUUCAAAAGGUACCUCAAUAAGUAAAUUUAAUGCAACAACCACCCUAAAACAAUUAGUAGAAUCAUUCAAAUAUCCCAUUAAAAACACUCAAUUAAGAAUUUUAAAUUUAACAAUAGAUUUUAUCAACUAUGAAAAAACAACAUUGGGAUCAAUUGUAGGUAAUGCAAAUAGUGUAGUUAUAAGAAUUGAAGAAAUUAAAUCCAAAACUCAAAUAGCUGAAUUAAAUAAAAAACAAGAAGAAGCUAAUCAAUUAUAUAUACAACAAGAAUUAGCGCGCAAAAAAUUGGAAGAAGAAAAAUUAGCUAAAGAAAGGAAAGAACAAGAACAUAGAGAAGAAUAUGCACAAACUCAUGAUGAAUUGAAAAAAACUACUACAAAUGAAGAAAAUGAAGAUGUUGAAAUGACAGAUGUUGAACAACCACCAACUUCACAAGACAACCCAAAUUUAAUUGUUUCAGAUAUACCAUCAAAACAAAAUAAUACAGAAUCUGCAGAAUUGAUAGAAUCAUCAUCAUCAUACGUAUACAAAGAAGAAGAAUUUCAAGAAACUCCACAAUUAUACAUUCCAUCAUCAACUUCAAACAACUCAAACCAACAACAAUAUCAAAAUCCAGAUGAAGAUUAUAACAUGACUGUAAAUCAAGCAAAAACUUAUCAAAAUGUAAUUAGAGCUUCAGCAAAAAGAACUAAACCAAAAGAUUCCAAACUACCUACUAAAUACUUAAUUAGAAUUAAAUUCCCCGAUGGAUCCAUUUUACAAUUAAAUUUUUUAGAAAAUAUAAAUUCAUUGAAAUUCGGUCAAUUUAUAAAAAGAAUAGAUGAUUUAUUAUUACCUCAAUUUUUAAAUAAUUAUAAUUUAAAAUUAGGUUAUCCACCAUUCACAAAAUUAACACAAUCAUUUACCACUAACAAUGAGUUACUCAUAAAUUUAAAAGAAUUUCAAAAUGAACAAAUUAUUUUAAUUUGGGAAAAUUCAUUAGCUUCAAAAGGUCCAUUUUUAAAUAAUACUUCUCAAGAUUUAAUUAUAAAAGCUAAAGAUGAAUUACCUGAAAGAAAAUUGGAAAAGAAUAGAUCAUUAUUACCUGAUGAUAAUCAUCAUAAAUCAAAGCUGUUUUUCGGCAAGUCAAAAUCAAGUGCAAAUGAUAAUGAUGGUGACGAAGAUAAAAAGAAAUCAAAAUUAUCAAAAUGGUUAAAGAUCAGUAAAAAAUAG
Lodderomyces jiufengensis is the source of this 1479-nucleotide messenger RNA. RefSeq lists its product as uncharacterized. The record is from RefSeq and is a predicted model, not a curated record. The coding region runs from base 1 to 1479 and encodes 492 amino acids. The transcript has a single exon. NCBI's taxonomy places the organism in Eukaryota, Fungi, Ascomycota, Pichiomycetes, Serinales, Debaryomycetaceae.